Arabidopsis arenosa is the source of this 647-nucleotide messenger RNA. The record is from the annotation of a GenBank genome assembly. Lineage: Eukaryota; Viridiplantae; Streptophyta; Magnoliopsida; Brassicales; Brassicaceae.
GGACCUAAGAAGAAGCUUUCUGACUAAAACCCCAAACGUUGAAUAAUAUCAUGGGAAUCAUGUCAUCCACGGAUCUGAAACCGGAAUCUAAAUCUGAAAAUAACCAAGUCUCGUCGAAGUCGAAGGCAGUGAAAGGUCGAUUACAUGUGUUCAUGAAAGAAGGUGGUUGCGAAGAAUCAUAUACAGCUUGUGUAGGUUGUGAUGCGCAGAAAGAUGAGUGUAGGGAAGCCUUUUCAAUGCUUGAAAAGUGUAUGAAAGCUCGCUCUGAUUACUUUGAGCCAUAUCUCGCGUUGGAGAACGCUAGGGCUGAAGUGAUGCUAAGAGAAAUCGAUGCCUUCCUCCAUGCGAAACCAAAGGACAGAGACGAGAUGUUUACCAAGUUCAUGAUAAGAGGUGAUUGCAAAGAAGCUUUUAUGGCUUGGAAUGACUUCUGCAAAGAAGCUAAGAAGAAUAAUAAAAGUUGUCUUCAUACACCGACCAUGGACACCUUGUUCAAGUGUAUGAAGGCUCAUUCUGAUUACUAUCACCCGCUUCUCACGGUAUUCAAAACUGCUGAAGAACAUUUUAAAAAAGAGAUCAAAGCCUUGAAUACGAGGGAGGGAGCUGAAGCUGAUGCUAAGGGAUGAUAAAAAAAGAUUUAAUUAAUU